UGUAACAUGGAUUGCUUUUCAAGACUAAAUUAAAGUGUGAAACCAUGAAAGCGAAAAGCACUCACUCAUACGCAAGCUUCCCCAGUUGUUUCUUCUCGUCCAUAAUAUUCUAUCCACCCACUAUCCCACAAACAUCACAACCACAUCUGAUCCAACCCCAUUAUUGAAACCAAAUCUGCAGAACUUGUAAGAGACUCCGACCCCAUCAUUAAAACCAAUACAGAAACAAAGAAACUGCAGAGGAAACUUGUUUUUGUUUCUUCUUCAUUUUACAUGUGUGAAGGUAUGCCUUCUCUGGUGAUUAUUUCAUUGCUUUGCUAUGGGCUGUACUGGGUAAUUCACAGCCACAAGUCAUCAAUCUCAGUGGCUUCAUUGAGCACCGAAGAAACCCUUUUUGUGAAUAAAACAGCUGCAAUUGGAGCUACAGAUGAUGACUUUAUCUGUGCCACAAUUGAUUGGUGGCCUCCUCAGAAAUGUGAUUACGGAACUUGUAGUUGGGGCUCUGCUUCUCUUCUCAAUCUGGAUCUUGACAAUGCUAUAUUUUUAAAUGCUAUAAAAGCAUUUUCACCCUUGAAAAUUAGGUUGGGUGGCACUUUACAAGAUAAAGUCACAUACCUGACAGAUGGAAGUCAACCACCUUCCACCUCAUUUGUCAAAGAUGGUUCGCAAUUGUUUGGUUUCUCUCAAGGUUACUUACCAAUGCCUAGAUGGGACCAACUAAACAGUUUCUUCAACAAAACUAGGGCUGUUAUUAUUUUUGGUUUAAAUGCACUCAUAGGUAGAAAAAUAGACUCCAAUGGUGCUGCUACGGGUGCUUGGAAUUCAACCAAUGCAGAAUCUUUAAUAAGAUAUACAGUCGACAAGGGAUACACAAUUCAUGGUUGGGAACUUGGAAAUGAACUGAGUGGGAAUGGAGUUGGAACAAAAGUUUCAGCAGACCAAUAUGCAGCAGACACACACACUCUCCAUGAAAUACUGCAGAAAAUUUAUGCAGAUUAUGGAUCAAAGCCACUAGUCUUAGCACCAGGAGGCUUCUUUGAUGCCAAUUGGUUCACAGAAUUUGUUCAUAAAACUCCUCUUUCCCUUAAAGUAAUCACUCACCACAUAUAUAAUCUUGGUCCAGGUAGUGCUGGAGAUCUCGUUGACAAGAUCCUAGAUCCAGAUGUUCUCGAUGGUAUUUCGCAGACCUUCAGCAGCCUACAAAACCUUGUUGAGACAUCAAACACUUCAGCAGUGGCAUGGGUUGGUGAAGCAGGAGGUGCUUACAACAGUGGCCAUAAUCUUGUUACAAAUGCUUUUGUGUUUAGUUUCUGGUACCUAGACCAGCUUGGUUUGGCAGCAUCUUAUGACACCAAAACAUAUUGCAGACAGACAUUGAUUGGUGGAAAUUAUGGGCUCCUUGACACCAACACCUUUCAACCAAAUCCUGAUUAUUACAGUGCUCUUCUUUGGCAUCGUUUAAUGGGAAACAAGGCCCUGUCCACAAGCUUCUCUGGGACGAAGAAGAUACGUGCCUAUGCUCAUUGUUCAAAGAAGACAAAAGGAAUCACAGUGCUCCUCAUCAACCUAGACAGUAACACUACGGUUCAAGUCCGAGUUUCGACUGAUAGUACUGGCAGGCUUGUGAGUUCUGAAAGCCUUCAGAGUUCGAAAGAUAGUGAUGAUGCAAGGGAAGAAUACCAUCUAACAGCUCAAGAUGGGGACUUGCAGAGCAAAGUAAUGCUACUAAAUGGGAAAGCACUUAGUGUAGAUUCAUCCGGGGAUAUCCCACCCCUGGAACCGAUAACAGUUAGGCUAUCAGAUCCAACUACCGUGGCGCCAUUCUCUAUUGUAUUUGUUCACAUUCCAAACACAACUGUGCCGGCUUGUGCAUAGAGGCUUUUGGUGAACAAAGACUUGUAGAUCCUUUUAUUUUCAUACAAAGAGAUGAAUAAAUAAAAAUAAGAAAUGAAUUUUAGAGGAUGCAA
This is a messenger RNA of Pyrus x bretschneideri (Chinese white pear), 1967 nucleotides long. RefSeq names its product heparanase-like protein 3. The transcript is spliced from 8 exons. The record is from RefSeq and is a predicted model, not a curated record. Gene Ontology annotation, cellular component: membrane; plant-type cell wall. NCBI's taxonomy places the organism in Eukaryota, Viridiplantae, Streptophyta, Magnoliopsida, Rosales, Rosaceae. Gene Ontology annotation, molecular function: beta-glucuronidase activity. Bases 274 to 1875 code for a protein of 533 amino acids.